AGACCAGAGCCCAGACAGAGACAGCACAAAGAGAGACAGAGAGCCAGGAGAUACAGCCAGCUGAAGCAUCACUAUCCCCUUGAACAAACAGCCUAAUCACAGACACAACACCAGACCUUAAGACUGAUCAACAAGACCCAUUGGAGGCGAUAAAUUCAAGACAGAUCUUCCUACAGCAGAGAUGAUGCCAGUCAAUACCGUCCUGGAGAAGAGUAAUGGUGUGGUGGUGGGAGCUGAGCUGACCUGCAGCCUAUGGGAGGAGAACAAGGCUCACAGGGAGAGCUACAGCGCUGACUGGCAUAGUGUCAGUCUCAAGACUCAACCUCAGGACAGGCAGACGAUGAACAUGAAUGACGACUCUCGUAGGGAGACUCUUUCCCGGCAGUGGCAGGCCCGUCCGCUGAAACAGAUCUGCCCCUCUGGUGUCUUCAGAGUGGGCACUGUGGAAAGAGGGGUGAGGGAGCACCAGCUGCUGCCAAAGAGAAAAACCCUCCCCUUGCCAAUCUUCACUCCCGCAGAGUUGGGUGUCAGGCUUGGACGUGGAGCCCCACACUCCGAGGAGGACCUGUAUACCUUCCCCACCCCAGACGGAGUCUGUCCCAGUAAGAGGACCGUGGACGAGAUCACAAGAGACCUCCCCCCAGUCAAGCCAACCCUCAUGGAGUUCUUCAAAGCACCCAGAGACCUGGGUCGCUCCAUGUCUCAAGAGGCCCAGAGAGGGUGAAAAACAAAAAGAGAAAGAGGGGAUGUUAGGGAGGGACAAGAUGGGUGACAAUUGGGAAGGAAUAUGCAUUGAACUGUGUGUGUCAGGAAAGCGCAUGACAAGAUAUAUAUAGAUUUAUCUCAUUCAUUCAUGACAUUCAUCCAAAACUGUAAAUCUUUAGCACUAUCUGUGUUUCUUGACAAGCACAGCACCAAUCAUUGUUGGCAUUUGGUGGUCAGUGGUACUAGAAAUGGUUAGGUUAAGGCACUGUGAUGAAGAGGCAGGGUGUGUGUUCUCAGCUGUGCCAUGGGCUGAUCCCUGCCUGUGCUGGCCAGCUGGCCUCACCAUAUCACCGAUCUCUCAGUGGAAUCACUGCGACCCAAUUAUUCCUUAACAAUGCUGCAUACAACUUUUUGUUUCCUUUAUUUUGCAUUGAAAAGUGUGAAUAUCCUUGUAAGGUAAAUCAAAAGUGUUCUUGGAGAUCAGAUUAAUGGAUUAUACUUGUAAUAGGUGGUGAGGGGAUUGCUUGCUCUUGGGGGAAUUACUGGAAUUGUUGGGUCUUUAUAAAUUAUAGAGUGUGGUCUAGAUCCACUCUAUCUGUAAAGUGUCUUGAGAUAACUAAAUAGAUAAAAUUGAAUUGAAUUGAAUAACAGAAAGUGACAGAUGGAAAAUGAUAUGCAAAAGGAAAGAGGGAGAGUCAGAGGGGAAGAGGAGGGGUGAGGGGUCUGGGUAUGCAACUCCCAGGCCUCUACAGGUCCUUGACAAUAUCUGUGAAGAGUACAGAAUGCUCCGGUGUGAUCACACACUGCAGCUGUACAUAUGUGUGUGUGCCAGCUGACACCUCUAAUUAGGAGGAAAACUAAUAACACACUGUGUAUUAAGUGAUCUGUCUUGUUAGUUGAUAUGUGGACAGAUACAGAUUAGUUAAGAAUGCCUAUUUUCUGAAUUAAUUUGAAAUGUGUGCAAUCAUGUUGAAAUGUUUUUCCUAGAUAUUUAUAUUUUUACUAAUAAAAGCUGAGCUGCUCUUCA
Messenger RNA from Sander lucioperca (pikeperch), 1732 nucleotides. RefSeq names its product titin-cap (telethonin). Bases 182 to 724 code for a protein of 180 amino acids. Lineage: Eukaryota; Metazoa; Chordata; Actinopteri; Perciformes; Percidae. Gene Ontology annotation, biological process: cardiac muscle tissue morphogenesis; cardiac myofibril assembly; cardiac muscle contraction. The record is from RefSeq and is a predicted model, not a curated record. Gene Ontology annotation, molecular function: titin Z domain binding; structural constituent of muscle; titin binding. The transcript is spliced from 2 exons. Gene Ontology annotation, cellular component: Z disc.